Molecule: messenger RNA, 988 nt
Organism: Pelobates fuscus (common spadefoot toad)
Lineage: Eukaryota; Metazoa; Chordata; Amphibia; Anura; Pelobatidae
Exons: 6
Coding region: 1-771 (256 amino acids)
Source: RefSeq, a predicted model, not a curated record
AUGAGUGUCACUAUGACAACUCUACCCCUGACAAUAAGAGGAGAAGAGAACCUUGAAAUAUUGUAUACACUACACCAGCGUACAGAGAAGAAGCAAAUCAUAUGGUUUGGAAUGUCAGGUGUUCCAGACCAGUGUGUGAGUUCUGGAAGGAGACACAUUCUAAUGGGCAGCAAGAGCAGGGAUUCUAGAGCUGGUAGAUUUCAUCACAGCAUGGAUGCAAUGCUAGAAGAAAAGGAUGAAGAUGAUGAUCUCGUAAAUGCCCCUCCAAAUUAUAUCCAACAGCUGCGCAGCAUUUUGGGUAAUGAAACAGCAGAAUAUUUUUUAAAUCCUCCCCCAAUGGAUUUUCAAAUCAGCAGCUCCUUACAAAGAAUACUCAGCGAGAUGGAAGAUUCACCAAGCGCAGAGGACUUGUGGAGGAUCCUGCAGGAAAAAACUCAGCAGCGUUUGAGAGAUGUUUGCCGUGAACAAGCCAACCAAGAUGGGAUUAAUACGGCCAAUAUCUUCAAAAGCUUUGUUCAGAGAUCUGUUAUGAAGAAGGUGUCAAAGAAGAAACAUGAUCUUCUGUAUAUCAGACAAGCAAACGAAUUUCACCAGGAUUUAACUAAUCUCCUUCUCAGUAUUAACCCAUUGGACCUGGAGAACAGUCAGAGAGAACAAGAUUUUUCAAGAUACCUUCAUUCAGAUCCAUUUAGAGAAAGAUCUAAAUUUAGUAGUAGGGAGUGGUUGCAAAAUAGAGGCCACAAUAAUAAAACUGGAAAUAAAUUAUCUUGAAUUGUUAAGUAAAUACCUCCUUGGACAUGUGACUUACUAAAGAUUGUCACAUGCAACAAGAAUCUGGGGAUUGUUACUGCAGUUUGUAUUAGCAGCAAUAUCUUUUGUAGAACAAUUGGCAAAAUUAAAUGUAAUACCCCAAGUGUCCAUUAGGUGGCAGCAUGUUAUAAAAUGUUAAUUGAACCUUUGUAAGGCCUCUUAAAAUCUGGGCAAUGUA